Molecule: messenger RNA, 531 nt
Organism: Vicia faba (fava bean)
Lineage: Eukaryota; Viridiplantae; Streptophyta; Magnoliopsida; Fabales; Fabaceae
Source: the annotation of a GenBank genome assembly
AUGGGAGAAGAAUCCAAAUCUCUCUGGGAAGGUAAACUCACGGUCGAGCUAACAAGCGUCGCUGCGGAACAAGCGUGGCCGGCUUUAGAGGAUUUCUGCAACCUACACAAAUGGAUCCCGAUAAACACUUGUUACCACGUUGAAGGUGUUCAAGGACAACCUGGUUUGGUUCGAUACUGUUCUUCAACAGUAAAAGCGGUUGUUGAAGAUGAAGCUGAUGGAGCUGAUGAUGCUGUUGAGUCUGAGACGACAGUUAAGUGGGCGAAAGAGAAGCUGUUGAUGAUGGAUCCUGUACGACGUUGUUUGUCGUAUGAAGUUGGUGAGAACAACAUGGGGUUUGAGUCUUAUGUGGCGACACUGAAAGUGAUUCCGGUGGGUGGUGAUGGUGAAAGUGUUGGGUGUUUGAUUGAGUGGGGGUUUGUUUGUGAUCCUGUCGAGGGUUGGAGUUUGGAGGAUUUUGAGUCUUAUAUUCAGUAUUGUCUUCAGUUUAUGGCUAAGAAGAUUCAGGAUGAAUGCUCUGUAACUCGUUAA